GACAGAGCAAGCAUGAGCAUCAAGACUGGGGCGUCGGCGUGGUUCCAGAAGGAGAUUGUGCUCACGGCACCGUCGCGCGGCUUUCAUUUGGUGACGGACGAAGUGUACAAGCAGGUACCUGAAAUACGUAGCUUUACGGUGGGCAUGGCGACGCUCUUCGUCAAGCACACGUCGGCAUCUUUGUCGCUCAACGAAAACUGCGAUCCCGAUGUGCGAACUGACAUGGAAGGCGCCAUCAAUCGGAUCGUCCCCGAGAGCUGGAACCGCGAUCUGUUCUGCCACACGAUGGAAGGCGAUGGCACGUCCUUGAUUCUCGUCCAUCUCAACUUCCACACAUACCUCAACCCCCCCAUACUCUAGACGACAUGCCAGCGCACGUCAAGUCGACUCUCAUCGGUGCGUCCAUCCAAGUGCCGUUGACGAACGGCAGGUUCAACCUUGGAACAUGGCAAGGCAUUUACUUGUGCGAACACCGCGACGUCGGGGGCUGGGGACACGGCCACAAUCGCAAGAUAGUUGUCACGUUGACCGGGUUGACAGGUUAACACGUUCAUUCGGUUGUGGCAUCGGCGCCGCGCACCUUGGCGCGUUCAAUGACUCCAUGCUCGAGGGGUUUGUUUUUAACGAUCUCAUUGGGGCCGUA
This is a messenger RNA of Aphanomyces invadans, 643 nucleotides long. RefSeq names its product secondary thiamine-phosphate synthase enzyme, variant. Bases 13 to 360 code for a protein of 115 amino acids. The transcript is spliced from 7 exons. NCBI's taxonomy places the organism in Eukaryota, Oomycota, Saprolegniomycetes, Saprolegniales, Verrucalvaceae. The record is from RefSeq and is a predicted model, not a curated record.